AUGUCAGAAGUAUCAGCUCUGCCUGACGAUAUUGGGCGCUUGUCCAAGCUACAGACACUCGUGCUGGAGUUGGAAGAACUCAUAACUCUUCCUGAUUCCAUCACUCUGGUUACCACGCUCCAAGAGCUCUCUCUCGAAAACCUUUUCCACCUGUCGUCACUGCCCGAGGACUUCGGGCAGCUGAUUGCUCUUCAAAAGCUGCACCUGAUCAACCUUGGCCAGCUCACAGGCCUGCCUGAUUCCAUCGGGCAGUUGACAACUCUCCGGGAGCUCAAAGUCGUUGAUUGUAGGCAGCUGAAGCAACUUCCUGACACCCUAUCCCGGUUAUCUUCUCUCGAGCACCUGACGAUCGAGAGUUGUCCGGGCCUCAAGGUGCUGCCAGACGAAAUGGGGAGCGGUAUGAAGCGGUUGCGCUAUCUACAUCUGGUGCACUGCUCUUCUCUCACCCACCUUCCUCCGUCUUUCUCCGCCCUGACGUCCCUCGAAACCCUCAAGAUCAUGCGAGCUAAGCGCUUCAGAGGCGCCCUAUUGGACGGCUUUUGCUGCCUGACAAGCCUUAAGGAGUUGGUGCUGCAAGACAUGCCUCGCCUGGCUGCCCUUCCUGCUUCCUUCUCAGGCGUUUUCUCACUCACCAGCCUGGAGAUUAUCAAUUGCCCUAAAGUACCGGAUUUUCCUGAGGGGAUCGGACGGCUGGAGGCGCUCGAGGAGGUCAGAAUCGCACGGAUGGACGGCUUGAAGCGUCUUCCUGCGUCGCUGGUUGAGCUGCCCCGAGUUCGGGUGUUGGAGGUGCGGGUAUGUGAUGGGAUCGGCGCGUUGCUAGGGGAUGAGAUAGUGCUGAAACGCACUGCCAAAGGAUCUUCGGUGAUCUUCAACAGCACCGCCAGCAGCAGCAGCAGCAGCAGCGGCACCAUCUGCAGGAAACUUCUUCCAUCCGUUCGAAGCCUCAAGAUUAAGUCUCUCCCUUUCUUAACCAUCGGCCCGUCCCUUGGCCAGCUCUCCUCUCUAACGAAGCUGAAGCUGAUAGAAAUGGACAACCUAAUAGCCCUUCCUGAAUCCAUCUCUCGACUCUCACAGCUGAAAAAGCUCCGGAUCGAUUUUGCCUUGAAAAUUGAGGCACUGCCGCACAGUUUGGGAGGGCUGUCAGGGCUGCGGGUCUUGCAACUGCGCUACUUGGCGAUACGGGAGCUGCCCGAACAGGAGGGGGUUUCGUGCAAGGGCGGGCGAGGAGGAUGA
Closterium sp. NIES-65 is the source of this 1233-nucleotide messenger RNA. Lineage: Eukaryota; Viridiplantae; Streptophyta; Zygnematophyceae; Desmidiales; Closteriaceae. The record is from the annotation of a GenBank genome assembly.